Molecule: messenger RNA, 923 nt
Organism: Pieris rapae (cabbage white)
Lineage: Eukaryota; Metazoa; Arthropoda; Insecta; Lepidoptera; Pieridae
Gene: Hou
Product: glucose-induced degradation protein 8-B homolog
Exons: 4
Coding region: 128-832 (234 amino acids)
Biological process (GO): proteasome-mediated ubiquitin-dependent protein catabolic process
Cellular component (GO): nucleus; cytoplasm
Molecular function (GO): protein binding
Source: RefSeq, a predicted model, not a curated record
AAAACAAAAAAUAUAAUUUACAGAUCAAACAUAGUCCUUUAGUUGAUAAAUAGUUUUUCGAUUAUUAAGGUUUCGACGUUUUUAUAACUUUUGAUUUUGUGUUAUAAUUAAUAGCUUUUAUUACACGAUGAGUUUUGAAACUACAGCCACCAAUGGAAACGAUAAAUCGGAACGCAAAUACUAUGAUCGUACUAAAUCAGACGAUUUGCAAAUAUCGAGGACAGAUAUGAAUAUGUUAAUAAUGAAUUAUUUGGUCACAGAGGGAUUUAAGGAAGCUGCUUUAAAGUUUCAACAAGAAGCAGGUUUGCAGGAGCCUGCACUAUGUAGCUCAUUAGAUGAGAGGAUAAUGAUUAGAGAGGCAGUUCAAGGAGGUCGUAUAUCAGAAGCUAUUGCUAUGGUUAAUGCUUUACACCCAGAGCUGCUAGACAAUGACCGCUAUCUAUAUUUCCAUUUACAGCAAUUGCAGCUUCUGGAACUGAUUCGGGCAGGUCGAGCAGAAGAAGCUUUGGCAUUUGCUAGUGCAACAUUAGCUGAGGCUGGGGCAAAUGACCGUAAUGCUUUGACUGAACUUGAGCGGUCACUUGCUUUAUUGGCAUUCCCUGACCCUCAUGCUUCUCCCUUUGCUGACUUAUUGCUACCAUCUCACAGCCAAAAAAUUGCCAGUGAAUUAAAUGCAGCAAUUCUGAAAAUGGAAAACCAAGAAUACACAAAUCCAAAACUAUGCAGCCUUUUAAGAAUGAUUCUUUGGUCUCAAAGUGAACUGGACAAACACAAUGUGAAAUAUCCAAAAAUGACAGACCUCGCUAAUGCUACUAUUGAACAACCUAAAUAAAAUAAUAAUAAGGAUCAUCAUAUGUAUGUGGAUGUUAUCAGUUGUUUUUGUAUGAAUGUUUAUUUAAGGUAAAUAAAAAUUUAGACAUUUA